Messenger RNA from Chenopodium quinoa (quinoa), 2482 nucleotides. RefSeq names its product casein kinase 1-like. The record is from RefSeq and is a predicted model, not a curated record. Gene Ontology annotation, molecular function: protein serine/threonine kinase activity; ATP binding. Gene Ontology annotation, cellular component: cytoplasm; nucleus. Gene Ontology annotation, biological process: signal transduction; endocytosis; peptidyl-serine phosphorylation. Lineage: Eukaryota; Viridiplantae; Streptophyta; Magnoliopsida; Caryophyllales; Amaranthaceae.
UAUUGUGAUUGUGAAUUUCAGGAAUCUAUAAAAACAAGACAUCCACAACUUCACUAUGAGUCAAAAUUGUACAUGCUUCUUCAAGGAGGUUCUGGUGUUCCUCAUUUAAAGUGGUUUGGAGUUGAGGGUGACUACAAUGUCAUGGUGAUUUACCUUCUUGGGCUUAGCUAGCUUGAAGAUCUCUUCAAUUACUGCACUCAGAAGUUCUCUUUGAAAACAGUAUUGAUGCUUGCAGAUCAACUAAUCAACAGAGUCGAAUUUAUGCAUUCUAGAGGCUUUCUUCAUCGUCAUAUAAAACCUGACAAUUUUUUAUUGGGCUUGGGACGCAAAGCAAACCAGGUGUACAUCAUUGACUAUGGUCUUGCUAAAAAGUACAGAGAUCUCCAAACUCACAAGCAUAUACCUUACCGAACAAAUUCAAAGGGAUGAUCUGGAGUUCCUUGGUUACGUGCUUAUGUAUUUUCUGAGAGGAAGGUUGGAAAUUGCAUGCUUUGGUCUUACGUCGUUCUUUCUUUAUUUUCUUGUUAUACUUUUGAGUUAAUUUUUGGGUUAGUCUACCUUACAUUCUUUUUGUUAUAAUUUUUCCAUUUUUCGUUUGUUCUUCGUAGCCUUUCUUGGCAAGGACUAAAAUCAGGGACUAAGAAGCAAAAGUAUGAUAGAAUUAGUGAGAAGAAGAUGUUGACUCCUAUAGAGGUUAAUUUGUUUACCUUGAAAUAAACUUGCAUAUAUGUAUGAGCUCAUAGGCAUUGUACUUCUAUUAUAUUUAGUGACAUGAAUCACACUUCAUCUUUUGGAUAAGUAUAAUGUUUGGUGCAUCAUAAGUAUGGAUUGAACCAAGUAAAACCUUCUUGAUUGUUAAACUUGGUUAUAUUAUGUGCAUAUAAUUUUCUCGAUCUUAAACUAUUCACAGAUGGUACGUGUGUUUAAUUUUUGUUGUCAUAUUAUUUUACCAACAAUAAUAGCAAAAUUUUCAGGAUAUAUUACAUAUUUGUACUUUAUUAAGAAACGAUCGAUGUUAAUAACUAUAAUUGUAAUAUUUAAAUGUGUUUGGGGGCAGUUUGCUUGAUGAAAAUAUAUAGGAUUUUACGCCUUUGAAGUUGAGGUGUGAUUAAUGUUCUUUGGCACUUAGUAUUAGAAGAACAAGUCUUGAUAGGAUACCGUUGCUUGAGAUAUGCUCUUUAGAUAUGACACAUAAUGUCAAAAAAAAAAAAAAAAAAAGUGAGGCAUAAUCUUUACUAUCUAAAUGUAGCGCUUUGAAACAUAUGUUGUUAUAGAUGCACUCAAAGGCUUCUUUGAAAUGUUUGAUCCUUAAUGUAAGUUUUGAAGAGACUUUUUUCAUAGCUGACCACAUUCUUGUCAUUAACUUCCUUCAUGACUAUAUAUUCUUGUAUUAAUGCUUAUGGAGAUACCGUUGGAAGUCAACCUCUAAGAGACUAUUAAAGGUGGUUGGUCACUUUGAUUUUUCAAGCUAGCCAUUGUGCAUGAGAGCUACCUUAAAGUACUAUUUGUUGAUUUUCUUAUUGUUUAUGGUGAUAUAUAUUAUAACUCAUCUCCUAGGAAAUCAUUGUGAUUGGUCAUUUAAUUCACCUUAAAGUUGGCUCACCAUCCCCUAGCCUCCACAAAAGGCAAUAUUAAUGUUGAGAUUUUUACAUUUAGAGUUUGCUUAUUUUUGAUCUAUUUGAAUUUUCUGAGAAAAUGAAAAAUCAUUUCAAACUUAUCCAACUAGAUAAAAGGUAAGAUGAGAAUCUCGCAUGUGUAAGACUUUUUACCUAUCGAGUUUUAUCAUCUUACAAUGCUUUUUUCAUCACGCAAAAGGCAAGGAGGAUUGAUUUUAAGUAAAAUAGGGUUAUUACAUCUGCACAAGUAACCUAUUGUAAGCUUGACGACUUGUAUUUGACUUGUUCUGGUGCUUUUGAAUUCCUUUUUGGAUUAACUUAUUCUUCUUGUUCCAAACAUUACAUCUAGAAUUUUUUUUUCCUUAUUUAAGCUUAACUUUUAUUUAGUGAGUUGCUGAUAUGAAUUCCCAAAUAAAAUCAAGAACAAAAGAAAUAUAUGAAGCAAUCCUUAAGUAUACAACAUACUUUAGGUGUCCUUCAAUAUAAAUUUAUUUGACCCUUAGAUCGGUAGUUAUAUAUUUGACAUUUUGUUUAUUUUGUUGAGUUGUAUCUAAGGCUCAAAGUCAUAUAGUCGUAAUAUAUUUUGUUUUUUGGAUAUAUGUUUAUCUAAGUGUAGUUAUUUUGUUGGUUAAUUCAUUCUUAGAUCAACACUUUGGGAAUAUUAAGUUAUUAAAGUACACCUUUCGCUAAGUUGGGCAGUUAAAUGGUUAUUUAGGUAUCAUUUUGUUUGUUCUUUUUACUUUUUUGGUUGAAAGGUAUUUAAAUAUUUACCAAAAUUAUAAAUAUGUUGAUUCUUGCUUAUAAACUAGUAGAGCUUGUAGCAUAUCUUCUCUUGAAAUGAAACUAAAUGCUCCCAUAAAAAGUUA